CAUUAAGUGUCUGCCUGACCCGCUGUGAGCUCCAGCAUUUGUUGUUUCCUUUCAGUGACGUGCAGUCUGGGUUGGUGCUUUUCCCCUCCUGGUUCCGUGGCUUGGAGAAUACACAAAGGCAGAUAUGCUCAACAGAACUCUCUACAGAACAUCAAUAAUCAAAGUGAAACAUGGGAAGUGUUUUUGUACAUUUUCUGCCGCUGAGAGUUUGGAUCGUUUAUCGCUUCCUCCCUGCGAAAAGACAGUGUGUAAUGGCGAUUUGUAAGAGCUGCGUCGCUCUUGUUGUUCUGCUGUUAAUCGUAUGGAAUCCUGGCUCAGAGGCUGCAGAUCCAAUAAAACUGAACGGUCGCCAGAUUUUGAGAUCUGUAGGUGAUGAUGCCCUGCUGCCGUGUACAAUUUUCACUGAACAAACUAUCUCACAAUUCAUGUGGCGACACAAGCGUGGUCAACAACAAUGGAACUUUUUCACAGCAGUUUUCAAAAAUGGAAAGGAUGAAAGACUGAACGAUAUAUUUGGCGGCAGAAUGACCUACGUUGGCCAAAGUUCCAAAAAUGCGUCAAUGUAUUUGAGAAAUAUUACCCUAAGUGAUGAGGGGAUAUACAGCUGUAUUUUCACUUUAUUCCCUGAUGGGCCUGUUGAAAAGGACAUACGGCUAAUCGUAAGAGCUCCUCCGACUGUUACCAUCCAAACAUAUCCAGACUUUUCUCUGACUGACUGCAGGAAACGCCUCAUUGUCAUCUGUACAGCAGCAAAUGCAAAGCCAGCCGCCAGUAUCACUUGGAAAGCCCCUUUCGUUGUAUGUACCAAUGAAAUUAUUGGGCCUCCUGCUGCAAAUGGGACUGUGACUGUCUCUAACUGGUUUCAACUGUGUCCAAAUAAGUCGCUUCAUGGGCAGAAGAUUGUCUGUCUUGUGGAACAUCCAACCCUCAUAGCUUCAAAACACAUUCCUUAUCGACUGACUAUUGACUACAUGUCAUUAGUUUUUAUUGACUAUCAGAGGACUGAAGAUGGCGGCUUAUACCUGAUUUGUAUUGCAGAUGCUAAUCCACUUCCGACUGAAUACAUCUGGACAAAGAAGAAUGACUCUAUUCCAGAAGGUGUGAUAAUACAAAAGGACAAAAUUAAAUUCUCCAAGUUGACUUCUGACCUUGAAGGGCUUUAUAUAUGUGCAGCAAGCAACACUGCUGGGACUGCUUCAGGAUCCUUUUAUUUGUUUCCAAUUGCAGAUGAUCAGCAGCCAUGUCAUUACAUGGUGCCCUUUAUCAUCAUCAUCCUCAUACUGAUAAUUCCGCUCGGCGCUCUCAGCUAUCUUUAUCAAAGAGCAAGAAAGAAACGUCCACAAAGAAAUAGUGACAAAGAAACUUCCCCAAAAAUGGAUGCCUCUGAGAUGUUCCCAAGACUCCAAACAGAACGUGGUGAGGCGUCAGAAGACAUGGAGGAAAAUGAACAGUCUCUUUAAUCAAAUUGAUGACAGGCCCUGACUGUUCUAAGAUUGAAAUGGACAGCAACCUAACACUUGAGUUGCCAUAUAGGUAGCGGUAGGUGGGAAGGCAGGUGGGGUAAUUGUGGUAGGUCAGUAGGGAGGGUGGAGUGGAUAGGUUGGAAGGAAGACGGACAGGUCGUACAGGUCAAGAGGACGGUACCGAGGGUAAGGGGAGGAGAGGUUUGGAAACAUGUGAAGUUGAUGGCAUGUGGUAGGAAGGUGCUGAGGUGGAAGAUGAGAAGCUCUUCCUCCCAGUUUGGAUUUACUUCUGUUAAUAAAUCUUUUUUCCCUACA
Molecule: messenger RNA, 1778 nt
Organism: Chiloscyllium plagiosum (whitespotted bambooshark)
Lineage: Eukaryota; Metazoa; Chordata; Chondrichthyes; Orectolobiformes; Hemiscylliidae
Source: RefSeq, a predicted model, not a curated record